Molecule: messenger RNA, 6050 nt
Organism: Hyla sarda
Lineage: Eukaryota; Metazoa; Chordata; Amphibia; Anura; Hylidae
Product: lactase/phlorizin hydrolase-like
Exons: 18
Coding region: 1-5691 (1896 amino acids)
Biological process (GO): carbohydrate metabolic process
Molecular function (GO): lactase activity
Source: RefSeq, a predicted model, not a curated record
AUGGCCAUUGGUGGACCAUUAUGGAGUCACGUAGAAGUUUCUUACAAUGGAGAGGGGUCACGUAAGUUGGCUGAGUGUAACAACGAGGUUCUUACUAACAUGAGAGAUCAGAUCCAGACCCUACAGAAGUUCGGUGUCACCCAUUACAAGGUACGGCUGGACUGGAUCGAGAACCCCCUGGACAGGGAUGAUGGACAUCUGCAGUGUUAUAGGACUCUACUCCAGAUGUUGAAUGAAGCCAAUGUUAGACCAAUCGUGAUCUUACAUGGCGGCGACCUCAAUAGACCAUCUGCAGGUGGCACCCAAGCUGGCCCCAAUCCUGUUGAUUCCUAUGCAGAAUAUGCUGAAUUUGCAUUCCGUUCAUUCGGGGAUUUGGUCCACACCUGGAUAACAUUUGAUGUUCCUGCAGAUAAUACAGAUUCCCAAUCCCUGCAGGUUCUGCUGGACGCCCAUGAGAGGGUGUACACGUUAUAUCACCAGAAGUAUUCUGCUAAAGGUGGACGGAUAUCCAUUGCUCUUGCCCCUUUUCUUCUGGACUCCUGUUUUUCACUUCGAGGGAAUUUCCUGAAAUCCGUUGACUUCAUUGCACUGAAUAUAAAUCAUGACUGUCAGAAUCCCCAGGAGCUGCAGAACUGGAUCACAGAUAAGCACAAUGAGAGAAAUGUGGAGACUGUCAUCUUCAGCUUAUCAAUGGCCGACUGCAAGAUUCUAUCAGAGGAAGAUCGAUAUGUUCUGAUGUUUCAUAUAUACUCAGGAAUCAGCGCUUCCUUUUCCAAACUCAUGGGAUAUGAUAUGAGUUAUUUAUUAUCUAAAUCAUCUAAAUCUAAUCAUCUAUUAUCUAAAUCAAUUGUCGGCAAAGGAAGAUCUGAGAAUCUUCCAGACAGGUCUUCAUCAUCCCGCUCGGCAUUUACCACAGUGUGGCAGAAAUUUUCUGGCCAGACACCAGCAGAGAGAGACGCCUUCUUGCACGACACUUUCCCCAAUGAUUUCCUUAUGGGAUCCUCCUCUUCGGCCUUCAAAGUAGAAGGAGGCUGGGCCGAGGGGGAUAAAGGACACUCUAUAUGGGAUGUUUUUGGACAAAAUAAUCAAGCCGAUAACAAUGCAACCGCCAAUUUGGCCUGUGACAGCUACCACAAGAUUGACUAUGACGUGUAUCUUCUGAAGGGCCUACAGUCUAAGGUCUAUCACUUCUCCAUCUCCUGGUCCAGAAUUUUCCCAACAGGACUGUCAUCCAAAGUGAAUGCGGCAGGCGUGAAAUAUUACAACAGAUUAAUUGACAGGUUAAUCAGAGAAAAUAUCAAACCAAUGGUGACGUUGUAUCACUGGGACCUGCCCCAAGCUCUACAGGAGUCCGGGGGCUGGCAGAGCGAAUCCACCACCCAGGCAUUUAUGGAAUAUGCAGAUUUCUGCUACAGUAAUUUUGGAGAUAGAGUUAAACACUGGAUAACCUUCCAUGAACCUUGGGUGGUUAGUUAUGCUGGUUACGGCACCGGACAACAUCCACCUGGAAUCAAGGAUCCAGGAAAUGCCUCCUUCAAGGUGAUACACAACAUUGUGAAAGCUCAUGCUAAGGCCUGGCAUGUUUACAAUGACAAGUACCGGACCCAGCAGCAAGGUCAGGUGGGAAUCUCUCUGAAUUCAGACUGGGCAGAACCAAAAGACCCUAAUAAUCCAGAUGAUGUGAGCGCUGCUGAGCGAUAUCUCCAGUUCAUGCUUGGGUGGUUUGCCCAUCCAAUUCUUGUCAAUGGGGACUACCCAGAGGUUCUAAAGACGCAAGUCAAUCACAUAAAUACCCAAUGUUCCUCUAUAUUGGCUCAGCUGCCCGCAUUUACUGAGGAGGAGAAAGCCUACAUCAAUGGCACUGCAGACUUCCUCGGUAUCUCCCACUAUACUUCCCGAUUGGUCAAUGGUUCUCAGAGCGGCAACUGUGUGGCAGAUUAUGAUAAUAUUGGAGGAUUUGCGCCACAUGUGGAUCCUUCAUGGCCGACCACUUCCUCUCCAUGGCUCUAUGUGGUCCCAUGGGGUCUCAGGAGGCUUUUGAACUUUGUCAAGGAAGAAUAUAUAAAAGGAGGACUACCCAUAUACAUAACCGGAAAUGGUAUGCCAACACCAUACACUGGAGAAGUGUACAAUGACACAGAUCGGGUUGAGUACUUGACGGCUUACAUCAAUGAAGCCCUGAAAGCUGUAAAGACUGAUAAUGUGACUGUAAGUGCCUUUGUAGUCCGUUCUCUCCUGGAUGGCUUUGAGGGACCCCAAGGAUACAGUCAAAGGUUUGGUUUACAUCACGUUGAUUUUGAGAAUGGAAACAGACCAAGAACCCCCAAACAAUCCGCCUAUCUCAUUUCCAACAUUGCUGAAAAUAAUGGCUUUCCAAGGACAAAAUUGGUAAAAAAAAUUCCUCUCACAGAAUGGAUACAUACAAAAAAGUUACCAGCUCUGCCAGCAUCAGAAGUCCCCUCAAAGGCCAAAAUUGUAUGGAAUAAGUUCUCAGGACAAACAGCUUUUGAAAGGGACAUGUACCAUUAUUCUACAGUUCCGAGUGAUUUUAAGUGGGGAGUUUCAACCUCCGCAUUUCAGAUUGAAGGAGGAUGGAAUGAAGAUGGAAAAGGACCAAGUAUAUGGGACACUUUUUCACAUAUUCCUGGAAAUAUUUUUGACAAUGGCAAUGCAGACAUUGCCUGUGAUAGUUACCACCAGCUGGAUGCUGACUUGUACAUGCUGAGGAGUCUAGGUGUGAAUAGUUACCGGUUCUCCAUCUCAUGGUCUAGAAUCUUCCCAACUGGACAAGGCACAGUCAAUAGUAAGGGCGUUGACUAUUAUAACAGGCUUAUUGAUGGUCUACUGGCAAACAACAUCUCACCAAUGGUGACUCUUUACCACUUUGACCUCCCUCAGGCUCUUCAGGACAUUGGUGGCUGGGAGAAUGAUACUGUCCUUGAGGCCUUUCACAGCUAUGCAGACUAUUGUUUUCGAACAUUUGGCGAUAGGGUUAAGUUCUGGAUGACUUUUCACCAACCUCACACGAUUGUUGCUACUGGUUAUGGUAAUGGUCUCUUUCCACCUGGAGUGAAAGAUGACCCUGGUAAUGCACCAUACAGAGUGGCUCACAAUCUUAUCAAAGUCCAUGCCAAAGUCUAUCAUACCUAUGAUGAGCAGUAUCGAAUAAGUCAAGGAGGUUACAUUUCUCUGAGCCUCAACACUAACUGGGUGGAACCCAAAGACUACAGAGAACCAAGGGACAUAGAAGCUGCUGAUCGAUACCUGCAAUUCACCUUAGGAUGGUUUGCACACCCCAUCUUUAAAAAUGGUGACUACCCAGAGGCGAUGAAAUGGCAGGUGGCCAACAAAAGUGACCUUCAGGGUUUACAAUCUUCCAGACUUCCAGCUUUUACUGAUGAGGAAAAGGCUUACAUCCAAGGAACAGCCGAUGUUUUCUUCAUAAACAUCUACACCACAAAAAUAGUUCAACAUCAAACUACAGUCCUCUUUCCCCCAUCUUUCCAAAAUGAUAUAGACAUUACAGAAGAGUUUGAUAGUAGCUGGCCAGACACUGCUGCUGAAAAUUUCAAAGCAGUAGCCUGGGGCCUUAGGAGGCUUCUUAACUGGGUAAAAGAAGAGUACGAAGAUGUCCCCAUAUAUAUCACUGAGAAUGGAGUUGCGAUGGACAGGAAUACCGAUUUUGAUGACUAUGCUCGAAUUUCCUAUCAUCAGACAUAUAUAGAUGAAGCCCUGAAAGCCCUCAAAUUAGAUGGUGUCAAUCUGAAAGGCUACUCUAUCAACUCACUUAUGGACUCCUUUGAGUGGAACCAAGGAUACCGAUUUCGGUUUGGUCUUCAUCAUGUGGAUUUCAAUCAUCCCACCCGUGCAAGGGCUGCAAAACGCACGGCUAUUUACUAUGCCGAAAUUAUUGCCAAUAAUGGCAUCCCCUUUCAGAAGGAUGAUGAAUUUCUAUAUGGAGAAUUCCAGGAUGACUUUGCUUGGGGUGUAGCCUCUUCAUCUUUUCAGAUUGAAGGGGCCUGGAGGGCAGAUGGGAAAGGCCUCAGCAUCUGGGAUCAGUUUACUCAUACACCAUCUAAGAUCGUUGAUGGUACUAAUGGAGACGUGGCAUGCAACAGCUACUACCGGGUUGACGAGGACAUAGAACUUCUUAAGGAACUCCGGGUGUCACAUUACCGAUUCUCAAUCUCUUGGCCUAGAAUUCUCCCCGAUGGGACCUUGAAUCACAUCAAUGAGGCCGGGAUCAGUUACUACUCUCGCCUGAUAGAUGGCAUGAUGGCUGCUGGUAUUACACCACAGGUCACUAUUUAUCAUUGGGAUCUUCCUCAAGCUUUGCAGGACGUUGGUGGUUGGGUGAAUGAGACAAUAAUAGACAGGUUUAAGGACUACGCUGAGCUUCUCUUCCAAAGAUUGGGUGAUAGAGUGAAGUUCUGGAUCACUCUGAAUGAACCGUACAUCAUUGCUCACCUGGGGUAUGGAGAAGGAGCCUUUGCUCCAGGAAUCUAUUCCCCAGGGAUUUAUGUCUAUGAGGUGGGACAUAACCUGAUUAAAGCCCAUGCAGAAGUAUGGCACCUGUAUAAUGAUACAUACAGAGCCUCUCAGGGUGGUCUAAUCUCCAUCACCCUCAACUCAGAUUGGGCUGAACCAAUAAAUCCUUAUAAACAAGAGGACGUAGAUGCGGCAUGGAGGUACUUGAUGUUUUUUGCUGGCUGGUUUGGAUAUCCUAUUUUUAAAACUGGUGACUACCCGGAAAUUAUGAAGAGUAGAGUUCGAGAGAGGAGCCUUGCUUUUGGGCUACCUAAAAGCCGGCUCCCAGAAUUUACUGAAAGUGAGAAGCAAAGAAUAAAAGGGACGUAUGACUUCUUUGGCCUGAACCACUAUACUACAUGUCUGGUUGGACAAGCCUUAGGCUAUGACUUAGAAUACCAGGCGUACCAAGGGGACAGGGGGGUUUAUUUAUGGAGCGACCGAACCUGGCUUGGAUCUGGUAGUGUAUGGUUGAGAGUGACACCUUUCGGUCUACGAAGGUUAUUACGUUGGAUAAAGGAAGAGUUCAACAAUCCUGCCAUAUAUAUCACAGAAAACGGCAUAUCUGAGCGCGGGACAAAUCUAAACGAUGAAUGGAGAACGUAUUAUUAUAAGCAUUAUAUAAAUGAGGCCAUGAAAGCUGUAAAGUUUGAUGGUGUUGAUCUCCGUGGAUACUCGGCCUGGAGUCUGAUGGAUAAUUUUGAGUGGGCAGAAGGUUACUCUGAACGGUUCGGUUUGUAUUAUGUCAAUUUUUCGGACCCAAAUCUGCCUCGCCUCCCUAAAGAGUCUGUGAAAUACUACAGAUCUGUGGUUCAGUGCAAAGGCUUCCCUGACCCAGAUAAUGGGCCUCAUCCUUGUCUAUCUCCAGAACCUGAAGGUACAACUUCCAGGCCCACAGCCGGCCUCACCACAGGACCCCCAGAAGACCCGGACCCUCCAGCAGUGGACUUUCUUGGGAUGGAAAUCUCCACCUCGGACGCCAUGGUCGCUUUAUAUGUGGAAUUUGCCAUCCUACUUGCCGCCGUCUUGACCAUCGUUUUGCUUGUAGUUCUGAUCAGUAAAUUGCGUAAAAAACUAAAGGUACAACUUCCAGACCCACAGCCGGCCUCACCACAGGACCCCCAGAAGACCCGGACCCUCCAGCAGUGGACUUUCUUGGACUGAAAAUCUCCACCUCGGACGCCAUGAUCGCUUUAUAUGUGGAAUUUGCCAUCCUACUUGCCGCCGUCUUGACCAUCGUUUUGCUUGUAGUUCUGAUCAGUAAAUUGCGUAAAAAACUAAAGGUAGAAGAGUUAUUUUAGCUGUGACCAUAAAACUAUGUAAAAUUGUUACACAAAUGAUCUGGAGGAUAAUAAACUAUAAGAAAAAAAAAUCAUCUCCUGUUAUUUGUCAAGAAUAAGAAGAUGAUCAGACCUGAGAGGAGACACUGGAUAUAAGACUAUACAUCGGGAUUGUUGUAGUACAGUACUGAUUCCUGCAUGUACUAUAUAUUAUUAUUGUCAGGUAUAGCGCCAAAUCCAGAU